Messenger RNA from Pseudomassariella vexata, 1689 nucleotides. RefSeq lists its product as uncharacterized. The record is from RefSeq and is a predicted model, not a curated record. Bases 1 to 1689 code for a protein of 562 amino acids. The transcript has a single exon. NCBI's taxonomy places the organism in Eukaryota, Fungi, Ascomycota, Sordariomycetes, Amphisphaeriales, Pseudomassariaceae.
AUGCGGAACACUUUUCCACUUUACAAGAUAUCCGACUUGGUACUCGACCUCGAUGCCGAGGACAGCAAAUGUGUGAGACAGUACGACGAAACCGUCGACGGUGUCCUCGAAGAAGCCGCGGCGAAGGAAGCACGCGAUCAAGCACCACUAAGGCAGCGAGUCGCCCAAUUUGAGCAAGAGUACCAUCGAGAUGACGCAAAUUUCCGGACUCUGUCGAGCGAAAAGUUCAAUCCGUGGCACAUCUCCGAUCUGGAUAUUCUCUCCGCUGCGCUUCGAGAUCCAUCGCAAACGCCGUCGUCAGAUGAUGGAAAGCGGAGACAUGCACCACCAGUAGAUAUGAUAAACCUGAACAAAGAUCAAAUCCUGGAGACGAUUUACGACUGGAACGGCAUUCCACUUCAAGCGCUGGAGAGCACAUCCAAAACCAUACCGCAUAUGCUGCGCCGCCAGCAACUCAUGAGGCGCAAGACUCCCCAACCAGACGAGGAGAAGUUGGUUCACGCUCAACUAGCCAGCUGCCGCAGCUUCGAAGAGCUCAAGCGGCUAUUCGCUCGCCUUUCUCAGACGACCGAAGGCUCUAAGCUCGCAGCCUCCAAAGGUCGUUUGCUUAGCUUGGCAUGCCGGCAGAGAGCUCGAUAUGGAACGGCAGCAGAAGUCAGAGACGCUUUCGUAUUCCUCAACGACAUCUUCAUAACCUUCGUCAGGAAAGGCUUGGAAUUUGACAGUAUUCUAUGCCGUACGGGGUUGAUGCUUGCGAUGCAAUGCUCCGCUUAUGCCUCCGCAAGGGAAUACUUGGCAUAUGGGUUCCCAAAAUCCACCUAUCGGCCGCAUCACCACGAAUUCGCGCCUAAUCAACUUGAACUUGCAAAAUGUUUGUACAGGGCUCUCUGGUCCAUAACUGGGGAUCGGCAACAAGACCGUGAUUUUGGUGUACUUUUGGACCCCAAGGAGCGCCGGAUUGCGUUAUACAACCUUCUGACAGGUCAUGACUUGUGUGGGCGGUACGUUGAACAUUCCUUCGACACUCAUCAUCAUCGGUAUCGCGACUGGAAGAAUUAUGCCGUACCGUACUUACACAUUCUUGCUGAACUGGGGGCACUUCGGACCCUUUGUCAUGAGUUUUCCGGUCAUGUUGCAGGUACCGGCUUACGGGAGGCUAAGAGGUGGAGGGAUGCGCGUACGCAACAGUGGGCUUAUCGAGACAAAGUGCCGAACCCAGUGGUACGCGUGAUUUUGCGGAGGAAUAUACCACAAGCCACCACCGACGUCUUUGUGGCUGCCGUCGCCCGUCUUCUCAAAAAUAUUCAGAGCGGUCGGUUAUUGCUGCCAGAAUCCAGCCUCGCCAGUACUACUGGUAAUUAUGAGAAGGACUGCCGACUCGAUUUGAUAACGAUCUAUCAGUCAAAGCCCAAUUUCCCGGAAACGGACGCCGACUACAACCCUCCGCCUGACUUGUACGAAAUUACUGAAAAGGAGAAAGCCGCUAUGGCCAAAGAACACUCACAACCGCUGGCGAUUGACGCAGCUCUGAGGGAGGAAAUUCUGGAUGCAUUUUGCCUGCCGGUGGUCGAGGAAUCUGUGCAGGCGCUCCUAUCCAUCUUGUUCAAGAAUAGGCUACUUGAACAUGACGUUUCUUGCCCGGUUGAGGUCCGAGGACUGAGGAAGGCCCUGUCAUCCAAUUCAUCAUAG